AUGGACUCGACUAAGCCGAAGAGGGAGUCCUGGGCGGAUUCAGCGGAGGAGGAGGAAGCGGAGUUAAAAGAAGCGGAGCUCAAGGCGGCUGCAGCGGCGGCGGCGGCGGAGGUGGCGGCGAAUGCCGCGAAAGACGCGGACGACGCGGAGGACGCGCCGCCGGGCUUGACGCCACGAUCUGCGGCGAAGAACACGGAAUUCGGCGAGAGCGCGGAGAAGGCGGCUGCGGAUUUGGAUUCGCUGAAAGUCAGCGAAGGCGUGGUGGAUCAACCCGACCUGAGCAUCAAAACCGGCGAGCUGAACGACGUGCCUGAUGGGUCGGAGCACGAGAUUAAGAAGGUGGUGGCAGCAGAGACGCCCUACUCGUCCGCCAAGACCUUCGAGGAGCUCAACCUGUCAGAGCCGCUGCUGAGAGGCCUUUACUCUGAGAUGAAGUUUGAACGGCCUUCCAAGAUCCAAGCAGUCACCCUGCCCAUGAUCCUGCAGCCGCCCAAUGCUAACCUCAUUGCGCAGGCGCACAACGGGUCGGGCAAGACGACGUGUUUCGUGCUGGGCAUGCUGUCGCGGGUGGAUCCCCAGGUCAAGGCUCCCCAGGCCCUCUGCAUCUGCCCCACUCGCGAGCUGGCGCAGCAGAACGAGGCAGUGCUGCUUCGCAUGGCUAAAUACACUGGAAUUACGUGUGCGUGCACAGCGUCAGAGGGCACGGGCACCAUCAUAUCGUCCUCGCAGCAGGAGAGGCUGGGCGACCAGGUGGUCAUCGGCACUCCCGGCACGCUCAAGCGCUGGAUGACCAAGGACCGCAUCCUUCCUGUGAAGAGCAUCAAGAUUCUGGUGUUCGACGAGGCAGACCACAUGCUCGACCAGGACGGGUUUCAAGACGACUCCAUCAGAAUGAUUCAGUUCAUCACCAAGAGCAACCCCACCUGCCAGAUUCUUCUCUUCUCAGCCACGUUCAACGAGCGAGUCAAGCGGUUCGCCCAGAGAGUCGUACCAAGCGCCAACCAGGUGUACGUGCCCAAGGAGCAGCUGUCGCUGGACGUGAUCAAGCAGUACCGCGUGCGCGUGCCCUCUCGGGACGCCAAGGUCGUGGUGCUCAAAGACAAGAUCUUCCCCGCCGCUGAGAAGCUCGGCCAGUCCAUUAUUUUCGUCAAGACCCGUGAAACUGCCCGGGAUUUGCACAGGAAGCUGGAGGCGGACGGGCAUCGGUGCACGUCUAUCCAGGGCGGCAUGUCGCAUGAGGAGAGGGACGAUGUGAUCCGCGAGUUCCGCAGCGGCACCACCAAGAUCCUCAUCGCCACUGACGUUCUGGCGAGAGGGUUCGACCAGGCGCAGGUGACACUGGUGGUGAAUUUUGAUCUGCCCGUGAAGAAUGCCCCGCCCAACGAGCCUGAGUACGAGACCUAUCUCCAUCGAAUCGGUCGCAGCGGGCGAUUCGGCAGAAAGGGUGCUUCGUUCAACCUGGUGUGUGGGGAGAGGGAUGAGCGCACACUCAACAAGAUCGAGAAACACUUCGACCGCGUCAUCCCUGAUGUGCAAUGGGACGACGACGAUGCCUUUGAAAAGGUGCUCAAGGAGGCAGGCCUCGCGUGA
Closterium sp. Naga37s-1 is the source of this 1590-nucleotide messenger RNA. The record is from the annotation of a GenBank genome assembly. Lineage: Eukaryota; Viridiplantae; Streptophyta; Zygnematophyceae; Desmidiales; Closteriaceae.